AUGUCUGGCCCAGCCUCAACACCACCUCACGACGUCCUCGUCACAGGAUCGUCCGGCCAUCUCGGCACAGCUCUCAUGCUGGCCCUGCCCUCGCUCGGCUUCAACCCCCUCGGCAUCGACAUCCUCCCCUCGGAGACAACCACCCUCGUCGGCUCCAUCUCGGACCGCGUCUUCAUCUCCUCCGUUAUCACCGCCAACCCGUCCAUCCAGCACAUCGUCCAUGCGGCCACGCUGCACAAGCCGCACGUCGGCAGCCACUCGCAGCAGCAGUUUAUCGACACCAACAUCACCGGCACCCUCGUCCUCCUCGAGGCCGCCGCCACUCUGGCUACGACCACUACGUUCAAGAGCUUCGUCUUCAUCAGCACGACGAGCACCUUCGGCGCCGCCCUCAGCCCGGCACCCGGAUCCCCCGCCGCCUGGAUCACCGAGUCGGUCAGGCCCGAGCCCAAGAACAUCUACGGCGCGACCAAGUGCGCCGCCGAGGACCUCUGCCACCUCGCGCACAAGCAGCACGCGCUCCCCGUCGUGGUCCUGCGCACCUCGCGCUUCUUCCCCGAGGAUGAUGACGACGACGAGCGCCGCGCCAGCAUGGCCGGGGAUAAUCUCAAGGUGCUGGAGCUGGCGUACCGCCGCGUCGAUGUCGCGGACGUGGUGGAGGCGUGCCGCUGCGCCAUGGAAAAGGCAGAAGCAAAGGGAUGGGGGCGGUACAUUAUCAGUGCGCCGCCGCCGUUUGCCAACGACGAGGGGACGCUGAGGGAGCUGGACGAGUGCCCGAGGACGGUGCUGGCAAGGCUGGUCCCGGGCGUGGAGGAGGUGUUCGCGGCCAAGGGGUGGGCGUUCCUGGGGCGGGUGGACAGGGUGUACGACUCGAGCAGGAUGGUGGAGGAGAUGGGGUGGCGGCCGAGGUACGACUUUGCCAGCACGGUGGAGAGGCUGCAGAGGGGGGAGGAGUGGAGGAGCGAGCUGAGCUUGAGGGUUGGGAGGAAGGGGUAUCAUGCUGUGACGACGGGCGUGUAUACGAAGCGUUGA
Messenger RNA from Clonostachys rhizophaga, 1032 nucleotides. The record is from the annotation of a GenBank genome assembly. NCBI's taxonomy places the organism in Eukaryota, Fungi, Ascomycota, Sordariomycetes, Hypocreales, Bionectriaceae.